Molecule: messenger RNA, 5072 nt
Organism: Pleuronectes platessa (European plaice)
Lineage: Eukaryota; Metazoa; Chordata; Actinopteri; Pleuronectiformes; Pleuronectidae
Exons: 14
Coding region: 202-4071 (1289 amino acids)
Biological process (GO): exocytosis
Cellular component (GO): exocytic vesicle; plasma membrane
Molecular function (GO): neurexin family protein binding
Source: RefSeq, a predicted model, not a curated record
CAGUUUCAGUGUUUAACCAGGUGUCUCAGCCAUCCAGCUCUGCAGAUGAGACUUCCCAGCAGCCACUGAGUGACGUUUCUCAGGUUUUCUCUAAUUCCAGCCUAGACAGGGACAGACGCCCACCCUCUAUAACCAGAGACAGACUGACCACAUUCACCAGAGGUGACGUGUCCCCUGAGAGAGAAACCUGGCAGAGGAGCGAUGACGGAGACCAUCAGACCCCGUAGAGAACUCGCAGGGGGGGAAACUGUCGUCCUGCACACCAUCAGCAUCCCGGGCUCGGACAGAGAAAUCAACAGCAGCGAGGGAACCAGGCCGGAGGAGCUGAGUUUUACACGGAGUAUUGCGGAUGCAGAGCCCCCUAUAUCUUAUGAUCUCAACUACAUCGAUAAAACUGAUCAAACAAUGAAGAAAUCCGGUCAGAAACACGCGUUCAAGUUAUCCACUCAGGCGACCAGUCCCACCAGCGAUGAGGACUCCAUUGCGAAGGUGCUGGACUGGUUCAGCCGUAGCGGCGACAGCAGCGAGUUGCUGAGUACAGACGACCGCACAGAGGCCACAAAGAGCUCAGACAAACAUGUAGAAAGCAAAUUAAGAAGUGAAGAUACAACAGAGACAACGAAGGACGCUCUCGAAACGCAGAGAGGUCACUUACAAAGGCAGAUUAAUGAAGGCAAAGAGUUUCGAGCCACAGACAGAGCAGGCAAGACGGAGUUGAGUGAAACACAGGAGGAGGUGCAGAGGGACACCAGGGAAAGAAUGCUGUCAAAGGAAGUGAAGCAUAAUGACGAUGAAAGCCAACCACUAAAAAUCUCUCAUCUGAAGUCAUUCUGGGAAAAAAGCAACAUGGGCCCGAAAAUACUUAUCAGGAAUCCAAUCACGCCAAGCGACGAAGGACAAACACUUGCUUAUCUCUCGCCGGAGAAGGAGGAGGAGAACGUGGACAAACCCCACACGGCGUCCGACACGCCAUCUGCUCCUGGAAUACACAACGGGAGGGGGGUUAAUGAUAAGUACGUCUCGAAGCAUGGGGACAAGAGAGAGCAGAAAGAUGAUGCAGACAAUGUUCACUUGAAUAAUAACCAGCAGGACCAUUCUUUAUCUCAAAGGAAUAAUAAUGACCCAACAUAUAACUCUGAUUAUUUUAAGUUGCUAUCCAGCCCACAAGCAGCUGACAGAGGAGGCUCAGACACUGAGAUUUUAACCCGACUCAGGCCACAGCCAAGGACAGAGUCCAGACUGAGUCCAGAGUCUGAGAGCAUGUCUUCAUUCAAACUAAAUUCACAGCCCGACAGUUUCUUCCAAUCAAGAGAAACCCCUCUGCAGGAAGAGCUGUCGAAACCUGAGUACAAGCAAGGUGGCAAUGAUUAUAUAGCACAACUUCAAAGAGGCUCGAGUGAAGAAGUGAAACGGAGGGAAAGUGAAGAUAAGAACAUCCAGUCGAGCAUGUCUCCAAAGAGAAAAGAGGAUAUGUCCAAUAAAGAGAAAACUAACAGUCCUCAUUCACACAGACAAGGUUCAUCAAAUCAGGAAAGUACAGCAGAGAGGAUCAAGCAGCUCAAAUCUUUCUGGGAGCAGGAGAGGAACAAGCCCAUUUUCUACACCGGCAUGUCUAAAUCUCCUGGGGAGGGUAAAGUUACACGCGGUGCAAAUCAGCUAAAUAAAAGAUUUACAAAGUCCGAGUAUGAUCUGAGGUUAGUUGGGAGUGAUUCAGGCAGCGAUGACGAAGACUCUAAUAGACAGAAUCUGACCUUGCCUUCUUUGAAUCAAAGGAUAGAUAAGUUGUCGCCGAGCCUCAGCGCGAGCCGAUCGCAGUUCAACAAUCUCCGCGAUUUCUGGGGUGAUGCCGCGUCAGAUACGAAAGGAUCGAUAACCGUCGACAAACCCAAAAGCCCCAAAAGGAAAGAGCCAGUGGGAGCCCAGUUUCCAUCUCAGGAGUUUAAGAGCAGCGAGGCCGAGAUUUACCGUUUGUCUGCAGCUGUCGAGAAAACAAGACCGGCUGCCAUGAAGCCAUCUCCGCAGGACCGAUCCAAGUCGCCACAUGAUAGGCAGAUGGGGUCUGGGCCAAGAGCUGUGAUAGACAGCAAAAACAACCCGUCCAAUUAUAAGACAGCUGAGUCCAAAAGAGGCUCCAAGGACUCUGGUCGAGAGGAGAAAUCCUCGAAACCACAAAGCAGCACAGGAAAAGAGCCUCGGCCUCCAAAGAGCAGACAAGACACCUUUGGCAAGUCCAGCAGUCGUGGAAGUUCAAUGCGUCGCGCCACCAGCAUGUUCACGCUGAGCGCUCCUGACCAAAAAGAUCACGUCCAGAAGAAAAUGGAUGUAAGCCCCGUCCACUCCCAGAGCAGGAAGCAAAGGCAGAACACUGAAAAAGGGGCCAUGCCAUUGAGACUGUCGGAUGGACUCGACACUAUGACUCCACGUGCACGGGCGUUUGUUCCCAGAGACUACCGGCACUACCUGGGCAUGACGGACAAGAACAGCGUCCACACCUCGCUCGCCCCGGCUGUGAAGAGCGAGGGCUCAGAGGGAAAAUCCGGGUAUGACUUUGACCUGAGUGGUCCAAUGAGAGCCAGCACCCCGGUGAGUUCAGAGGAGCGCUACGGCAGGAAGGGCAGCAAGACGAGUCAGCGCCCCCCGUGGGCCAACUACAGCAGCUCGGAUACUGGCCCAGAAUCGUCUAUGAGCAGCACGUCAGAAACCUGGUCCAGGAACAGUUCAAACCGGGAAAAUGACGAUGAAACCCAAGACCCUGUCAGGAGAGCGUUGAGGCGAGCAGAAGCACGGCCGAAGAAUCUGGCUAAAAGUAUAGAGGACAUGACGACGUGUUCAUCUCAACGGCAAGAUUCGACUGCUGACCUCAGACGCAUCAGUGAUGCUUCAACCAUCCCGUCAGCCUCCUCGUCCUUAUACGCGGAUCCCGACCACCUGAAGAAGAUGAGCAAAUCGGUUCCUUCGUUCUUACAGAAGGAGGACGCUGACAGGGACGCUGACUCCACCUGUGAGGACAGCUACCAGCGAGGAAGACUAAUGAAGGGCAGCUCGAUGACUAACCUCACUGGCUCCUCUGGCAUGACGUCUAUGUCGCCUCUGAGUGGCAGCGUUAUGACCAUGUACAACGCAGACUUCGGGAAUGUGGAGGUUCAGGGAAAUAUCCAGUUUUCCAUCAACUACGUUCAGAAGCUCCGAGAGUUUCACAUCUUCGUGGCCGAGUGCCGAGACCUGGCUGCCGUCGACCCGAAGAGGGGGCGCUCGGAUCCGUACGUCAAAAGCUACCUGGUCCCUGACAAAUCAAAUCUGGGAAAGAGGAAAACAUCUGUGAAAAAGAAGACGUUAAAUCCGACGUUCAACGAGAUCCUCCGAUAUCGGGUUCGCAUGGAGUACCUCAGGACUCAGACGCUCAUUCUCUCCGUUUGGCAUAACGACACGUUUGGCAGAAACAGCUUCCUCGGCGAGGUCGACAUCGAACUCUCCAAUUGGGACUUUGACCACACCCAGAUGAACGACUCAGUCCUGAAACCCAGGACUACACCCACUCUACCACCAGCAAAUGGGAAAGGAGAGAUGAGACUAGCCAUACGGUUCCUGCCACAGGUCACCCACAGUGAAGGCGUAAAUAAAGACGGUCCCAACACUGGAGAGGUUCACAUUUGGGUGAAAGAAUGCAAGAACCUGCCUCUGAUCAGGGCGACCAUUGACCCAUACGUUAAGUGCUUCAUGCUGCCAGACACGAGCAGGAAGAGUCGCCAGAAGACGCGCGUGCUGCGGAGGACCGCAGAUCCGGUGUUUAACCACACGAUGGUGUACGACGGCAUCAGUGAGACCGACCUAUCAGAUGCCUGCGUGGAGCUCACCGUGUGGGACCGGGACAGGCUGGCAAGCCACCUGCUCGGGGGAAUGAGGCUCGGAGUCGGCUCAGGGAAAAGUUAUGGGGCAGCGGUGGAUUGGAUGGACUCAACCCCCUAUGAGGCGGCCCUGUGGGAGCGCAUGAUGGCGUCCCCUGAUGAGUGGGUGGAGGAUAUACUCCCGCUGCGAAUGGUGAACUCUGCAAAGGCGGCUUUCAAACACUGAUUUGAAUGCAGCAAGAAAAAUCUGAUGAAAUAAUGACUGGAGUGACAAUUUGGGAAUCAACCACGUGGCUAUAAUGUAACCUGUGGUGCCACCAACAGCCCUGCGGUUCCAAAUGCUUUCAUAUCUUUGUUCAUGCUCGAGUUGUUCCAGGAAAACACAUAUUGGUACAUGUUGUGACCUUUUUAAAUGUUUUGGAGCAUGAAUGUCACUGGUCAUAAAAACAACCUGGAGGGGUAAUGUAAUGGAGAAAACAAAUAUUGAUAAUGCCGCAAUAAAACCCAUUAAAACGUUUAAUAACUGACUUAUGUCUAACAAAGGUGACCAAUUACCACAAACAAAUAUCUUUAAAGCCAAUUUUAGGACUCUGAGUGGUCGCAGUUUGCUUUCUGGUAGAUAAGAAAUAUAAAGUAAGUUAAGAAAUGUGAUGGCAAACAAUCAAAAAACAGUAUUUAUUGAGACUUCUCAAGGAAAAACCCUCAAAUUCCACAUUAAUGAGGAUUACAAAUAUUCAGCUCAUUUCAGUUCAGUUUUCCUACAUUUAAAUCCAAUCAGUCUUUACAUUUCAGUACUCAGUAUUUAUUUUCUCAAAUAUUUCUUAUUGUUUUAAUCCCAGCUCUGUGUAAUAUCGGUCUAUUAAGCUGUAAAUCUCCUUAAUUGUCAUAUGUCCUUUGUUAAUUAAUACCAAACCACUGGGUCAUGUCUUUUUGCUGCACUGGACCUUUAAGAAACAAACCCUCAGAGUGAAUGGUUUAUCUGUCACCACUCACAGCAUCUGCUCACUGAAAAGUCUUCAUCUUCUUAUUUCUCACACUAACACGUAUUGUGACAGUAUUGUUCUAAAUGUAAUUUGAAUUUGACAGCAUAUCUGACACGUGAUGAGUUAUUGCACUUAAAUGUAUGAACCAUUAAAGAAAAUUCAAUACAGGACAACUUUCACAAAGUCUUUUAUACUGAUCUGCAAAUUCUGAUGAGCUCAAAUAUUUUGAAAUAAUCAAUCAUAU